This is a messenger RNA of Fraxinus pennsylvanica, 1542 nucleotides long. NCBI's taxonomy places the organism in Eukaryota, Viridiplantae, Streptophyta, Magnoliopsida, Lamiales, Oleaceae. The record is from the annotation of a GenBank genome assembly.
AUGUCCUCCAAAGCCCAAGAAUCCAAAUUGUGCACUUCUUUGAUCCCCAAUGCCCCAACAUCUCAACAACCUGCAAACCAAACCAAAAAACCCUACAAAAUCACACACUUCUCUCUUGUCAUUCAAGAAGCCAAUUCCAUAGCCAAAAUAGCCCUCCCAAUGAUUAUCACCGGCCUUUUUCUUUACUCUCGUUCUAUGAUUUCCAUGCUAUUUUUAGGAAGACUAGGAGAUUUAGCGUUAGCCGGCGGGUCAUUAGCCGUCGGUUUUGCUAACAUCACAGGCUACUCGAUCCUCUCCGGCUUAGCCAUGGGAAUGGAACCCAUUUGUGGACAAGCUUUUGGUGCCAAAAGAUACCCGCUUCUUGGCCUUACCUUGCAAAAGACUGUGCUUUUGCUUAUUUUCACUUCAUUUCCUAUAUCCCUUUUGUGGCUCAACAUGAAAAAGAUUUUGCUUUUCUGUGGCCAAGAUGAAGCGAUUGCUACAUAUGCUCAAGCAUAUUUAUUCUAUUCACUUCCUGAUCUUUUCAUGCAGGCUUUAUUGCAUCCAUUGCGUAUUUACCUUCGAACACAGUCCAUAACUUUGCCUUUAACAAUCUGUGCUGCCCUAUCAAUUCUUCUGCACAUGCCAAUAAAUUAUCUCCUUGUGUCAUACCUUAAUUUAGGCAUCAAAGGUGUGGCACUAAGUAGUGUUUGGACAAACUUUAACCUCGUAACUUUAUUAAUAGUCUAUAUAGUGUGUUUUGGAGUAUAUAAAAAAACUUGGGGAGGCCUAUCCAUGGAGUGCUUUAAAGGGUGGAAAUCCCUGUUGAAUUUGGCCAUACCCAGCUGCAUUUCAGUGUGCCUCGAAUGGUGGUGGUAUGAAAUUAUGAUUUUGCUUUGUGGGUUAUUAGUAAACCCGAAGGCAACAGUUGCUUCAAUGGGUAUUCUAAUUCAAACUACUGCAUUGAUCUACAUAUUCCCAUCUUCUCUUAGCUUCAGUGUCUCCACCAGAGUGGGAAAUGAAUUGGGAGGCGGCCGGCCUGCAAAAGCGAAACUUGCAGCCAUUGUAGGCCUUUCUGGCAGCUUCAUACUGGGAUUUUCAGCACUGUUUUUUGCAGUAUCAGUACGAAACAUUUGGGCUACCAUGUUCACAAACGAUACAGAGAUUAUAGCAUAUACAUCACUCGUUCUGCCAAUAAUUGGUCUGUGUGAACUUGGAAACUGCCCACAAACCACUGGUUGUGGGGUGUUGAGGGGCACUGCAAGGCCAAAAGUCGGCGCAAAUAUUAACUUAGGAUGCUUUUACCUUGUCGGAAUGCCGGUGGCUGUAGGUUUAGCGUUCUUCUUUGGCUUCGAUUUUGAAGGGCUAUGGCUGGGGCUGCUUGCGGCAGAAGCCACCUGUAUGGCCGCCAUGAUGGUGGUUUUGCUUCUAACAGAUUGGGAAUUUGAAGCCCACAGAGCCAAAGAGCUGACGGCCGAUGCUGCAAUUGUUGAUGAAAGCGAGGGGUUUGUGGAAAAUACGCCCCUUAAAUUAGCAGAAAACAAGGAAGAUUGUUUAUGUUAA